GGACCAUGCACUAGGCCACAGCAGCGCAUUCCUCCUGGCUGGUGGUACCCUGGUGUGUGACUCGAGCCAAGGCUACAAGUCCAAGAGGUUCACACCAGAAUGCGGCACCGCCAUCUAUCCUGGAGAGAGCUGGUUACUGGCAUGUGCCCUGCACCCAUGCAGUAACUGCUGUGCACACGGAGUCACAGCUCACAGGCCAGAAAGGAUACCAGGUCUCUGGGGCAGGAGGAAGCAGCAGUCGCAGACAUGGCUGAAUCCUACAUGAAAAGGCUGUGUACCACACUCAUGGAUGCAGUAACCGACAAGGACCCACAGGUGCAGGAGCAGAUCUGCAGCGCUCUAUGUGCCCUUGGCGAGGCCCAGCCGGUGGGGACCCUCUGCUCCUGCGAGGAGUACCUGCGGCAGCACGAAAAGCUGGCCCACCCGUACCGGGCAAUGAUCUUAAAGGCCAUGGAGGCGAUUGUACGCAGUCACAUCGGUGAACUUGACAAGGACAUGGUCAGGGCUGUCAUUCUACUGGCCUCCAAUGAGAUGACGAAGGCCAAGGACCUGGUCCUCGACUGGCAGCAGGCAGCCAGCAGUGUCCUCGUGGCAGUGGGCACACGCUUCAUCAACGCCGUGAUGGAGGAGCUGCUGGGCCGCUUCCAGCCUGGGCUGCUGCCCCACCACUUUGUUGUGCACACGCUUGCCAGCCUGGCAGCAGCCAACGUGUUUGGCAUGGUGCCCUUCCUGACCUCCAUCCUGAGCACCAUGCUGCCUAUGCUGCCCAUGGCCAAGCAGGAUGCUAUGCGGGUGGUGUUCUGUUCAGCCCUGCAGCACUUCAGUGAGAGUACCCUGGAGUACCUGGCCAACCUGGACCAGGCCCCGGACCCCACUGUCAGGAAGGACACUUUUUCCUCCGACGUCUUCAGCGCCUACGAUGUGCUCUUCAACCACUGGCUGCAGAGUCGGGAGGCCAAGCUCCGGCUAGCGGUGGUGGAGGCCCUGGGCCCCAUGAGCCAUUUGCUGCCCAGUGAGCGGCUGGAGGAGCAGCUCCCCAGGCUCGUCCCUGCAGUGCUUGCCCUCUACAAGAAGCACGCCGAGGCCUUCGCCAUUUCCAAGAGUCUGGGCCAGAUCUUGCAGGCGGCCGUGAGCGUGGGCAGCCGUACACUGGAGGUCCAGCUCGACACACUCCUGGCUGCCCUGCACGCCCAGGUCUGCGUGCCUGUGGAGUCCUCCAGCCCCCUAGUGGUCAGCAACCAGAAGGAGGUGCUGCGCUGCUUCACUGUGCUGGCUUGCUUCUCACCUGACCGUGUGCUGGCCUUCCUACUGCCCAAGCUGGACAUCACCAGUGAGCGGACCCGUGUGGGCUCCCUGCAGGUCUUGAGACACGUCAUCAACUCUGCUGCCACUCAGAUGGAAGUGCGGAAACUGUUCAUCAUCUCCUCUAUGCGGCUGCCCCUCCUGGACCCCAACAACAAGGUGAAGAGGGCAGUGGUGCAGGUGAUCAGCGCCAUGGCCCACCACGGCUACCUGGAGCAGCCUGGAGGCCAUGCGAUGAUGGAGUACAUUGUGCAGCAGUGUGCCCUGCCCCCCGAGCCACAGUCUGAGAGGCAGAGCUCUGGUAGCGAGGACCUCCCCGCAGACAGCGUGCGUGCUGUCAGCAUCAGCACCCUCUACCUCAUCAGCACCACGGUGGACCGGAUGAGCAGUGUGCUCUGGCCGUACUUGCUCGAGUUUCUGACACCCGUACAGUUCACUGGGGCGCUAACCCCACUCUGCCGGAGCCUGGCAUAUCUGGCCCAGAAGCAGCAGCAAAGGGCUGGUCCUGAUGCCUUUCUCAACCAGCAUGAGUCCAGUGGGAACUUCCCGUCACCCUAUGCCAUAGCCACCCGACUGCUGGUUGUGUCCUCUGACCCCUACGUGGGGGAUGGCCGUGGGGUGGCCUCCCUACGGCUGCUGCAUGUCCUCCAUCACCAUAUCCACCCACUGCUGGGCCCCAGGUGGGAGGCCACUGUCCCCCUGCUGUUGCAGCACUUGGCUGAACACACGGAGGCCACCCUGUCUCAGAAGGAAUGGGAGGAGAAGCUCCUGAUGUUUCUGCGUGACACGCUGGGUGUCGUGGCUGACAACACUUGGGUCUGUCAGCUGAGCCUGGAGAUGUGCAAGCAGCUGCCUUGCUACCACGGGGUGCCCCAGGAGAAGAGCUUCCUGUAUAAGUGCAUCGGGACCACCCUCGGUGCGGCAUCCAGCAAGGAGGUGGUGAGGAAACGCCUGCAGGAGCUGUUGGAGACAGCCAGACACCACGAGGAGAGCGAUCGAGAGGGUCUGGCCUGCUGCUUCGGCCUCUGUGCCAUCUCGCACCUGGACGACAGCCUGGCCCAGCUGGAGGACUUUGUGCGAUCUGAGGUGUUCCGGAAGUCCAUUGGCAUCUUAAGCCUUUUCAAGGUUUGCAAGGACCGGAAUGAGAGUGAGGUGGAGAAGGUGAAGAGCACGCUGAUCCUGUGCUAUGGGCACGUGGCUGCGCAGGCCCCCCGAGAGCUGCUGCUGGCCCGAGUGGAGGCAGACGUCCUGCGGAACAUGUUCCAGUACUUCAACACCAAGGUUCUGGGGAUAAAGGUAGAAACCAAGGACCCUGCCCUGAAGCUGUGCCUUGUUCAGAGUGUCUGCAUGGUCAGCCAGGCCAUCUGUGGCAGCCCGCAGGCCAGCGCUUUCCAUUUCUCUCAGAAGGCAGAACUGGUGGCCCACAUGAUGGACUUCAUCCGGGCAGAGCCCCAGGACGUGCUGAGGACGCCCCUGCGGAAGAAGGCCAUGAUGGCCUGCACGCUCCUUGUCUCCUUGGAGCCACCGCUGGAGGAGCAGGUGCGGGCAGACAUGACCCAUGGCUGCCUGCACAGUGUCAUGUCCCUGCUGCCAGAGUCCAAUGGGGAUGGUACCAGCGACUGGGAGGCCCUGUACUUGGACACGAUCCAUGCCCUGGAGGACCUGCUGACAAGUGUCCUACAACGGAACAUGACCCCCGAGGGCCUGCAGGUCAUGGUGGAGCACCUGAGCCCGUGGAUCAAGUCACCUCGGGGUCAUGAGCGGGAGCGAGCCAUGGGCGUCAGUGCCAGUCUGCUGCGGUACUUCCUGGAGCACCUGCAUGUCAGCGCACUGGUGCCCUUCCACAACCUGGGCCUCCUUGUCGGCCUCUUUGCCCCACGCUGUGCAGACAUGUGGCCAGUGACCCGCCAGGAGGCUGUGAACUGCGUCUAUCUGCUGCUCUACCUCCAGCUGGGCUAUGAAGGCUUCGCUCGAGACUAUAGGGAUGACGAGACCGAGCGGCUCCUGGCCCUCAAGGAGGGCCUGGUGAAGCCCGACCUCACCGUGCUCUUCCACAGCUGCCACAGCAUUGCUCAGAUCGUAGGGAAGCGCCUCCCACCGGGUCAGCUCAUCAGCCUCCUGCUCACCAUGUUCGAGAGUCUGGGGGACCCUGACAAGAACUGCUCACGCGCCGCCACUGUCAUGAUCAACUCCCUCCUGAAGGAACGGGGCACAGUGCUACUGGAGAAGGUACCGGAGAUUGUGAAUGUGCUGCGCACCAAGCUGCAGGAGGCCCCGGAGGAGCACGUGCUGAAGGCCGCCCAGCACAGCGUGUACCUGCUGGCCUCCCAGCACCAGGCUGCUGUUGUGGCUAGCCUGCUGGGCAGCCCCCUGCCCUUCGACAGUCACACCUGCACCCUGUGGCGAGCCCUGGCUGUGGAGCCGAGCCUCACGGCCCAGGUGCUGGAGCUACUGCUGGAGAAGAUGAGGAAGGAUGUCCCUUUCAAAGAGAGCCGAGCCUUCCUGCUUAGCAGUGCCCCUGACCGUGUGGCCACAGUGCUGCCCCUUGCCGCCACAUGUGCCCUCUACGAGGUCCUGUCCGUGCCCGCCUCGGGGGCUGCAGUGCUGGAGCUCUACCCUGAGCUCUUUGUUACCCUCCUGCUGAGGGUCAGCUGCUCUGUGGGUGUCCAGUUGCCCCGCAGCCUCCAGGCCAAGGAGAGGAGGAGAUCUGGGGCCCCCCCUGCCACCCGGAGUCUGGAGCCCUGCAGUUCUGCGGUGGACACGCUGCAGACCAUGCUGCUGAGGGGUGGCAGCGAGGAUGUGGUACGGCACCUGGAGCUGGAGGGUGGCUGGGAACUGCUGAGGAGCUCUGAGGGCCACGAGGAAGGUGUCACCCGGCUGGCCAGGGCCAUGGCGGAGCACGCAGGCCCCCGGCUGCCGCUGGUAAUGAAGGCCCUGGUUGCCACGCAGAGCAGCACAUACAGGAUCCAGAGGAUCACCUCCACGGCCUUUCUGGCAGAGCUACUCAGCAGUCACGUGGCGAAUGACUUGCUGCUGCUGGAGUCCCUGCUGGACCACCUGGCAGCCCGCCAGGCAGACUCGUGCCCCAGCGUGCGGCGGCUGGUGCUCCGGGGUCUCGCCAACCUGGCCUCCGGCUCCCCUGACAAGGUUCGGGCCCAUGGCCCCCAGCUGCUGACAACACUCAUUGGUGGGCUGGACGAUGCCGAUGACCUGCACAGCCUGGUGGCCCUGGAAGCCAUGGUGGGCCUGGCCAGGCUGCUAGAACUGCUGGAGCCUCGAGACCUGCGCUCUGCGCUGCUGCAUGUCGCCAUCCGCAUCCGGCCCUUCUUUGACAGCGAGAAGACGGAGUUCCGGCGGGCAUCCAUCUGCCUCUUUGGGCACCUGAACAAGGCCUGUCAAGGGGAUUGUGAGGACGUGUUCCAGGAACAGAGCGUCAGCGCACUGGUUCCCCUGAUGCUGCACCUUCGAGACCCCCAGGCUCCUGUGGUCGGCGCCUGCAGGUUUGCGCUACGCAUGUGUGGCCCCAACCUAGAGUGUGAGGAGCUGACGGCCACCUUCCACAAGCACCUGCAAGAGGGCCGUGGCCUGCACUUCGGCGAGUUCCUCAACACCACCUGCAAGCACCUGAUGCACCACUUCCCUGACCUGCUGGGCCGCCUGGUGAGCACCAACCUCUUCUACUUCAAGAGUAGCUGGGAGGAUGUGCGGGCCGCAGCCCCCAUGUUCACGGGCUUCCUGGUGCUGCACGCAGACCCUGAGCAGCGACACCAGGUGGACCUGGAGCUGCUGGUGCCUGCUCUGCAGCUGCUGCUGAAGGACCCCGCACCUGAGGUGCGCAUGAAAGCUGCAGAGACGAUGGGCCGCCUUGUGAAGUUUGCGUGAGGCCCUGGGGCUCCCGCCAGCUGGUGAACUGGGACACAAAUGCCCCUGCCAGAUGGGGUGGGGGGCAGCUGUCUGUGUCCCUUAUAGUUUUCAAUAAAGCCAUGUGCCCCUCCCCCGAGCAGUGCUGCAGGGGAUGGGGUAGGCAGA
Echinops telfairi (small Madagascar hedgehog) is the source of this 5331-nucleotide messenger RNA. It is a transcript of the gene MROH1, whose product is annotated as maestro heat like repeat family member 1. The transcript has 42 exons. NCBI's taxonomy places the organism in Eukaryota, Metazoa, Chordata, Mammalia, Afrosoricida, Tenrecidae. Gene Ontology annotation, molecular function: protein binding. Gene Ontology annotation, cellular component: cytoplasm. The record is from RefSeq and is a predicted model, not a curated record. Bases 247 to 5184 code for a protein of 1645 amino acids.